This is a messenger RNA of Punica granatum (pomegranate), 2582 nucleotides long. NCBI's taxonomy places the organism in Eukaryota, Viridiplantae, Streptophyta, Magnoliopsida, Myrtales, Lythraceae. The record is from RefSeq and is a predicted model, not a curated record.
CCUUCUUUAGCAAUCAGCAGCAGUUGUCUUCUUCCCUCUCGCUUCAUCUGAAAGUUGUGUGGCUUUUGGCCGUAGCCGAAGCGGCUGAAGCAGAAGAAGAAGAAGGAAACAACCAGACAGGGAGAGAGAGGGACUGACUCCUACUCUCUUACUCCAUUUGGGCUCCAUCUCCCCCUGAUUAUGAUCGCCGAUCCGUGUAGAUGUGAUCCUCGUGGCAGCAUUUACACUCCUCACCCCCACACCUAACUACCGCCCACUUAUCAAUUGCUCUGAUCCCCCUCUCCCCCUUCUCCUUCUUCCUCCCCUUAGUAAACCACUCAAUCGACCUCCCCCCACCGAUCUUUGCUCCAGCAGAGUAAAUGUGUAGCCCGAGAUAGCAUUGACAUGCUCAAAGUUUGAUCCUUUUUGCUCUGGCUUCAAAUGGGUUCCUGCAAAAAGGUUUGAUCUUUGCCUUUAUUAGCUCUGGAGCUGGGGCUUUCUGAUUUUCGAGAUGGGUUCUUGCUAUUCGAGCUCGAGAGGGGUUGCAGUGGGGCGAGAAGCUUCAGGAGGAGGAGCUGUGAACCGGGGCUCGUCCUCUUCGGGGAGGUGGAAGAAGAUUGGGAGCAUUGGGAAGAUGAAGUUUGGUUCCUCUGCGUACUGUGAGGGGGGUCUGAACCAGUACGGCAACCAGAGCCAGAUUCAUGUUGCUGGGAAGAUGUGCUCCAAUGGAGCCAGUGAUUUUGCGUGCUUGUACACCCAGCAGGGCAAGAAGGGCACCAAUCAGGACGCUAUGUUGGUUUGGGAGAAUUACAGCUCAAGAGAUGACACGGUAUUCUGCGGAGUUUUUGAUGGUCACGGCCCUUUAGGCCACAUGGUCGCAAAGAGAGUUCGGGAUUCUCUCCCUAUCAUUCUCAGCACUCAGUGGAAUUCAUAUACAUGCGAAGAUCAGACCAGCCUUCCCAAGAUUGAGAACGGUCCCACAAGUAUGGUGGCCCCUGAGGGAGCUCCUCCAGUUGCCUUGGACGAUCAGUGGGUUGACUCCUCAGCGGUGCAGGAGAAUGAGAAAGAGAAACUUCCCGAGAUAUACCUUCCACUCAAGCAGUCGAUGUUGAAGGCUUUCAACCUGAUGGACAAGGAACUGAAGUUGCAUCCAACAAUCGAUUGCUUCUGCAGUGGGACUACAGCUGUUACUCUGGUUAAACAGGGUCAGAAUCUGAUGCUUGGAAAUGUAGGUGACUCGAGAGCAGUGUUAGCAACAAGAGACAAAGACAACUCCCUAGUUGCUGUCCAAUUGACGGUGGACUUGAAGCCUGAUCUUCCAAGUCUCUUUCUCUCUCCUUCUCUUGAGUACAAUCUUGUCUUGGUCCCUCUUCUGUUUUCUUCCUUAAUUUUCUGGGGAUCUUAUAAACUUGCACUGCAUACAGGGGAAGCUGCUAGGAUACAACAAUGUAAAGGGAGGGUCUUCGCAUUGCAGGACGAGCCAGAGGUUGCCCGUGUUUGGCUUCCAAAUAAUGACUCACCAGGCUUGGCUAUGGCCAGAGCUUUUGGUGACUUCUGCCUGAAGGAUUUUGGGUUAAUAUCUGUUCCCGACAUUUUCUAUCGUCGGUUAACUGAAAGAGACGAAUUCAUCAUCCUCGCGACUGAUGGGGUAUGGGAUGUUCUCUCGAACAAGGAAGCUGUUGAUAUCGUGGCUUCUGCCCCUGGGAGGGCAACUGCUGCCCGUGCUCUCGUGGACUGUGCAGUUCGGGCAUGGAGGCUCAAGUACCCCAGUUCGAAGAACGAUGAUUGUGCUGUAGUGUGCCUCUUUCUGGAUCAAAAGCCCUCAAAUCUAUAUCCAGGCACAGUAGAUGAACCUUGUGCAGCUCCUCCUCCGGAGGGUACGGUAGAGAAAACAACAGCACCGACUCUCGAGAAAGUACCACAAGGUCCAGACACCUAUGAUGAUGAUGGUCCUGAUCACAAUCCGGUUCUUGAGCGGUUGGGGACUCUGGGCUCCAACGAGAUUGUCCCAGUCUCUGAACUAACAGAGGAGGAGGAGGAGGAAAAAUCCGUUAAUGCACGUGUUGGGCAGUCCAAGAGAAGCCUAGCGGAAUGCAUUGCGAGCAGCGAAGAUGAUGAGUGGUCAGCCUUAGAAGGCGUCACGCGGGUCAACAGUCUACUCAGCCUUCCUAGGUUCUUGUCAGGCGAUGCAAGAUCGACGAGUUGGAGAAAGUGGCUAUGAGACUGCCUAAAAUACACCGCUGCGAGAGAAAAUACGCUCGAAAAGGCCAGAUCUCCUCGACACGAACCGGACCUUUAAUAUAUCGAUUCAGCAAUGAGAAUGUACCCUGGGCUUAAGGAGCCCGACUAUCGGAUCGAUAAAGGGAAAGCAGAAGGUAAUGUGAGCCCAUAGAAUAUUAUUAAUCUCAUGCGAUCAGUUAAUGGGCUUCGGGUUUUGGAUGUUUACUUUUUUCCUUCAGUUAUGUAGACAUUUUGUCACGGUAUUUUUAGUCUUGGGAUGGUUGGCGUAGCAAAGGGAAAUCAAUGUAAAAUGAAACAUUCGUCAGGGGAUCGGAACGAAAACUCGAAAGGCUUCUCUAAUAAUACGGUUGUUCGAAGCAAAA